UUUUGACGUUCAAACCGAAGUGUGCGUUCUUGAAACAAAUUUUCGAAUAUCUCGCUUUUAAAUAAUCCUGUUAAUAGAAUUGCUUCUUAUUAGUGUUAUAGAUGUUAUAUUAAGCGGCCAUUUKUAGUAUGGAUCCGAAUGUACAAGGUUUAGUGGACGUUUUGCAACAAACUUUCUCGCCUGACACGGCGGUUCGAAAGCAAGCUGAGAAAGCUUUGGAGUCAGUGGAAGGAACACCAAACUACAGUAUAWUGUUAAUGAACAUCGCCAAUUGUGAUAGUGUUGAUGUGAAUAUAAGAGUAUCUGCUACAGUGACAUUUAAAAAUUUGGUCAAAAGAAACUGGAGAAUUAUUGAAGGUGAACCAAAUAAGAUAAAUGAAGCAGACAGAGCUGCAGUAAAAGCCCAAAUUGUUGACUUAAUGUUAAAAAGUCCAGAAAAAUUACAAAAACAGUUAAGUGAUGCCAUCAGCAUCAUUGGUCAUGAGGAUUUCCCAAAAAACUGGGAAAGUUUAUUACCAGACAUGGUAAACAGGCUGGGYAGUGGUGAUUUUCACAUUAUCAACGGAGUUCUAGUCACUGCACAUUCCUUAUUCAAAAGAUAUCGCCAUGAGUUUAAAUCACAAGAGCUCUGGGCAGAGAUCAAAUUUGUGUUGGAAAAAUUUGCAGAACCUCUUACCAAUUUAUUUAAGGCUAUUUUAGAACAAGCAAAUAAAUGUGGAGAGGACAAAAAUAUGUUACAAAUUGUGUUCAGUUCCAUUCUUCUUAUUUGCAAGCUGUUCUACAGUCUCAACUUCCAGGAUCUUCCAGAGCAUUUUGAGGACAACAUGGAGGUCUGGAUGAAAAACUUUCUGAUUCUCUUGUCACUUGAUAACAAGAUACUUGACACUGGAGAUAAUGAAGAAGCCAGUCUYUUGGAGCUUGUUAAAUCACAAAUAUGUGAUAACGUUGGACUUUAUGCUCAGAAAUAUGAUGAAGAAUUUGAGAAAUACUUGCCUGAUUUUGUAACAGCCAUUUGGAACCUAUUAUUAACAACAGACUCAAAUGUAAAACAUGAUUUGUUGGUCAGCAAUGCUAUUCAGUUUCUUGCAUCUGUCUCACAAAGACCUAAUUAUAAACAUCUGUUUGAGGCUCAAAAUACUCUACAAAGUAUUUGUGAGAAAGUUAUCGUGCCCAACAUGGAAUUCAGAGAUGACGAUGAGGAGAUUUUUGAAGACAAUCCCGAAGAGUACAUUAGAAGAGACAUUGAAGGAUCUGAUGUUGACACUAGGCGACGUGCAGCUUGUGACUUAGUGAGAGGACUGUCAAAGUUUCAUGAGCAGCAUGUGACAGGAAUAUUUCAACAUUAUGUUAUGGUGCUGCUAGAGCAAUAUAAAUCAACAAACCAAGAGAAUUGGAAAUCAAAAGAUGCAGCUAUAUUUCUGGUCACUUCACUUGCUUCGAAAAAGCAAACUGCAAAGCACGGAACCACAAAAGCCAGUGAUUUUUUUGAUUUGGGAGACUUCUUUGUAAAGUACAUUCUACCAGAACUCCAAAUAAAAGAUGUUGAUGCCCAUCCUGUGUUAAAGGCUGAUUCUAUUAAAUAUGUCAUUACCUUUAGAAGCAUGCUAUCAAGGGAUGCAUUGCUCAAUGUAAUCCCAAUCUUAAUGAAUCAUUUGAAGGCAAAGAGUAUGGUAGUACACACCUAUGCUGCACAUUGCUUGGAACGACUUUUUACACUCAAGAAUCCUGGUGGAGGCCCACCAAUAAGCAAAGAAGAGGUGAGCCAAGUCAGCCAGAACCUGAUUCAAAGUCUAUUUGCUGUUCUAAACAUCCAAGGUUCUGAAGAAAAUGAAUAUGUAAUGAAAGCAAUAAUGAGAACRUUGUCAUUGCUACAAGAGUUAGUGACACCUGUUCUUGAUCCUGUUUUGGCAAAACUCACUGAGAAGCUAACAGCAGUUGCAAAGAAUCCAAGCAAACCUCACUUCAACCACUAUUUGUUUGAAACCAUCUGCUGUAUUUUAAGAAAUGCAUGCAAAGCAAAUCCAGGACUAGUAUUGAAGUUUGAGGAAUCUUUAUUUCCAAUCUUUCAUCAAAUUCUCACAACUGAUGUCACAGAAUUUAUGCCAUAUGUAUUCCAAGUAUUGUCCCUUCUGUUGGAGAUUCGAGUGGAUGACAUCCCUGAAGCUUAUAUGCAGUUAUUCCCUUCUCUGCUUACUCCAUUACUAUGGGAAAGAGUUGGAAAUAUCCCACCAUUAGUGAGACUAUUGCAGGCAUACAUUCAAAAAGGCAGUCAACUCAUCAUAGCAAAUAACAACCUGGAUGCCAUUCUUGGUGUGUUUCAAAAGCUUAUAUCAUCAAAAUCCAAUGACCACGAAGGUUUUUAUUUGAUGAGCAGCAUAAUUGAGCACAUGGACCGGGCUGCCCUGCAGGAUUAUAUGCCAAAGAUAUUUAUUUUACUCUUUCAUCGACUACAAAACUCUAAAACAACCAAGUUUAUCAAGACUCUUCUUGAGUUUUUCAGUYUGUUUGCAGUGAAGAACUCUGGAUCAGCUCUGAUUGACGUCAUCGACAAUAUUCAGCCCAAACUAUUUGGGAUGAUUCUUGAAAAGUAUUAUAUUCCAGAUAUUCAAAAGGUAUCAGGAAACAUGGAGCGCAAAGUUUGUGCUGUUGGUAUUACAAAACUGUUAUGUGAACCUACGGCGACUUGGUCCAGAUAUCCUGAUCACUGGGGUUCUUUGCUUGAAGCACUUGUAAAAGUUUUUGAAUUGCCUAAUGACGAUUCUGUACCAGACGAUGAACAUUUUAUUGAAAUCGAAGAUACACCAGGCUAUCAAACUGCGUAUUCCAAGUUGGUAUUUGCUGGUAAAAACGAAAAUGAUCCUUUUGGUGGUGGUAUCCCCAAUGCCAAGUUAUUCCUUGUACAGUCACUGGUAACUCUUUCGCAAGCCCAACCUGGAAAGGUCAUGUCUAAGAUCAACGAAAAACUUCACCAAGAUGCAGUUGCAUUUCUACAAAAGUAUUUACAAGAAGCGGGAGUUGGUCUCAGCUGAGAACAAAGCAAUAGAAGAGAAAUAUUGAGAACGAUGUCUUCCUCAAAUGAACUAACGGUUCAGUAACUAUAGAAUCCUUGCACUUUAAGGUAUCUGGAUACAGUUGUUUAGAACUCCGACCGGGACAAAAGAAACGGGUAAAAAAGUAAUUUAAAUUGGUCAAAUCGUAAAAAUAUUUUACUAAAUAAUUAAAUCCGAUUUUCACAAAAUUUGCUCAAUAUGUAUAUGGAUCCCUUGUUAAUYAUGUAGUAAAAAUAGUAUUACGAUCUGACCAACUUAAAUUACGCUUUUACCCGUUUCUWUUGUCCCGGUCGGAGUUCUAAACAACUGUAUCCAGAUACCUUAAUGCUCGAGUGAAGAUAUCAGAAGUUGGAUUACUAAGGCUAUCGCUGUAUACAAAGGCUCGUGGAUCAGAAUAUUCAAAGUGUAUAAUUGACUAAAUAAAGCUAAUYCAGUUACUAGAAUA
This is a messenger RNA of Exaiptasia diaphana, 3495 nucleotides long. Its product is annotated as exportin-2. Gene Ontology annotation, biological process: protein export from nucleus; protein import into nucleus. The coding region runs from base 129 to 3029 and encodes 966 amino acids. The transcript is spliced from 31 exons. The record is from RefSeq and is a predicted model, not a curated record. Lineage: Eukaryota; Metazoa; Cnidaria; Anthozoa; Actiniaria; Aiptasiidae. Gene Ontology annotation, cellular component: cytosol; nuclear envelope. Gene Ontology annotation, molecular function: small GTPase binding; nuclear export signal receptor activity.